AUGGCCGUCAAGAAGAGCAAGAAGGAUGCCAACUCCCUCAACUCCAAGCUUGCGCUUGUGAUGAAGUCUGGCAAGGUCACCCUUGGUUACAAGUCGACCCUCAAGUCCCUGCGCUCCGGCAAGGCCAAGCUCAUCAUCAUUGCUGGCAACACUCCUCCUCUCCGCAAGAGCGAGCUUGAGUACUACUCCAUGCUUUCCAAGGCCCCCAUCCACCACUUUGGCGGCAACAACAUUGAGCUCGGUACCGCUUGCGGUAAGCUCUUCCGCUGCGGCACCAUGGCCAUCCUCGACGCCGGUGACUCCGAUAUCCUCGCCGACCAGCAGGCUUAA
Molecule: messenger RNA, 330 nt
Organism: Emericellopsis atlantica
Lineage: Eukaryota; Fungi; Ascomycota; Sordariomycetes; Hypocreales; Bionectriaceae
Product: ribosomal protein L30
Exons: 3
Coding region: 1-330 (109 amino acids)
Cellular component (GO): cytosolic large ribosomal subunit
Molecular function (GO): RNA binding; structural constituent of ribosome
Source: RefSeq, a predicted model, not a curated record